ACGCGCACGAGGACCGAGUCUCCGUCACUCCACCAGCACGGACACCGAGCAAACUGCGUCUUCGCCGUGAUUGGGCGGAGGGCAGUGAUUCCUUCUGGCACGAUCAGUUUAGAUCCCACCGAAGGGACGCGGUUCCAGCUUUGGCGAACGUGUUUGUUGCUCCUCCCGCGAGUGAGGAGAGAAUAAAAAGCAAGAAAGGAAGGAAGCCACCGACCACCUUUUUGUGUGCGUUGGGGGGCUGCGGUAAAAGUCGUUCACCAUGCCGGUGUUUCACACCAAGACCAUCGAGAGUAUCCUGGAGCCGGUGGCCCAGCAGAUCUCUCACCUGGUCAUCAUGCACGAAGAGGGCGAGGUGGACGGGAAAGCCAUCCCGGACUUGUCUGUACCGGUGCAGGCGGUGCAGGCUGCAGUCAGCAACCUUGUGCGGGUUGGGAAGGAAACGGUUCAAACCACCGAAGACCAGAUGCUAAAAAGAGACAUGCCUCCUGCAUUCAUCAAGGUGGAGAACUCGUCUUCUAAACUGGUCCAGGCGGCUCAGAUGCUGAAGACUGACCCUUACUCGGUCCCCGCUCGAGAUUACCUCAUCGACGGCUCCAGAGGGAUCUUGUCGGGCACAUCUGACCUACUGCUUACGUUUGACGAGGCUGAGGUACGAAAAAUAAUCCGUGUGUGCAAAGGUAUCAUGGAGUAUCUGACAGUAUCUGAAGUGGUGGAGACAAUGGAGGACCUCGUCACGUACACAAAAAACCUAGGACCAGGGAUGACCAAGAUGUCCAAGAUGAUAGAGGAGAGACAACAGGAGCUUACACACCAGGAGCACAGACAGAUGCUCAUCAACUCCAUGAGCACAGUCAAGGAGCUGCUGCCUGUCCUGAUAUCAGCAAUAAAAAUCUUCGUGGCAACCAAGAGUGGGCAUGGUGCUGCCGUUGAGGAGGCAGAGACAAACCGCCGCUUUACCUUCGAGAAGAUGAGCGGCGAGAUUACAGAGAUCAUUAGAGUCUUGCAGCUUACCACGUGGGACGAAGACGCCUGGGCGAACAAGGAUAUGGAAGCACUGAAGAGAUCUUUGGCUUUGAUCGAAUCAAAGAUGAUCCAAGCAAAAAGUUGGCUGAAAGACCCCUACGGUCAACCAGGAGAACCUGGCGAGGUUGCGUUGCGUGUAAUUCUGGAUGAAGCUGGAAAAGUGGGAGAGCUGUGCGCUGGGAAGGAAAGGAAAGACAUUCUGGCCACUCAUAAAGCUCUGGUACCAAUGACCGACCAAAUUGCAGAUCUUCGAGUCAGAGGCCAGGGUCCGAGCCAGGCGUGUGUGCAGCGUGCCGGCCAGUGCUCUCGGGGCUUAGACCUGCUAUUAAGCAAAGUGGACAACGCAGCUCGCAGACUGGAGGCUCUUAUCAAUGCCAAACAAGCCAUUGCCAGGAGGCUGGAUGCUGCGCAGACUUGGCUGGCUGACCCAAACGGCGGUCCUGAAGGCGAGGAAAACAUCAGAGCGUUACUUGCAGAAGCCAAACGCAUUGCCGACCUAUGUGAGGACCCUAAAGACAGAGACGACAUCCUGCGUUCCAUUAGUGAGAUCGCAGGCCUCACCUCCAGACUUAUGGAGCUUCGCAAACAGAUCAGAAUGCAGCCUUGUGUUACCAAUACCUGGCACAUUUUACCUGCAUGGAAGUUAUGUUGUUGCCUGCCAACUUUGGGCGGCAGCCCUACAAUAAGAGGUAAAGGUGACAGCCCGGAGGCCCGCGCCUUGGCAAAACAAAUCGGGGCGGCCCUGCUCACCCUGCAGGCCAAGACCAAUCGAGCCGUGGCCAACAUGAGGCCUGCCAAGCCUGCCGUCACUCUGGAGGGAAAAAUGGAACAAGCGCUGCGCUGGGUCGCCAACCCCGGAGUGGAUGACAGAGGUGUAGAGUGUGAGAGACUCGAGUGGAACACAGGCCAGGCGGCUAUCAGAGGGAUGGUUGGAGAAGGCAGGAGGCUGGCAGGAGGCCUCUUGGGGCCCUACCGCCAAGACAUGAUGGGACGCUGCGACCGGGCGGAGGCUCUCAUGACAUCCUUGGCAGACAUGGCUGGCAGGGGGGAAGCCGAGGCCCCCCACGCUCGGGCGACUGCCGCCCAGUUACAUGACAGCCUGAAGGAUCUAAGGCAGAAAAUGCAAGAGGUGAUGACCCAGGAAGUAUCUGAUGUCUUCAGUGAUACAACCACGCCUAUCAAACUGCUGGCCGUGUCUGCAACCGCUCCCCCGGAUGCACCCAACAGAGAGGAGGUUUUUGAGGAGCGUGCUGGGAAUUUUGAGGCUCACGCAGGUCGUCUGGGAGCUACAGCUGAGAAAGCGGCUGCUGUGGGAACAGCCAAUAAGAGCACAGUGGAGGGAAUUCACGCGGCGGUCAAACAUGCCCGUGAACUCACGCCACAGGUAACUUCUGCUGCUCGGAUCUUGUUGAAGAAUCCUGGUAACAAAGCAGCGUACGAGCACUUUGACACCAUGAAGAACCAGUGGAUCGACAACGUAGAGAAACUCACGGGUCUGGUGGACGAGGCCAUAGACACUAAGUCGCUGCUCGACGCCUCCGAGGAAGCCAUUAAGAAAGACAUCGACAAAUGCCGAGUUGCCAUGGCUAAUGUUCAGCCCCAAAUGCUUGUUGCCGGGGCGACCAGUAUUGCAAGGCGAGCCAAUCGGGUUCUGCUGGUGGCAAAGAGAGAAGUGGAAAACUCGGAAGAUCCGCGAUUCAGGGACUUGGUCAAACACGCGUCAGACGUCUUGUCGCAUACUAUCUCUCCAAUGGUUAUGGAUGCAAAGGCGGUUGCUGGCAAUAUACAGGAUAAAGGGCUGCAGAAGGCCUAUUUGGACUCCUGUCUGAGGAUCUUGGCCGCUGUGGGAAAAGUCAGGGAGGCCUUCCAACCUCAGGAGCUGGACUUCCCACCUCCACCACCUGAUCUAGAUCAGCUCCAAGUUAGUGAUGAGCAGGCUCCACCCAAGCCCCCCCUGCCAGAGGGCGAAGUGCCACCUCCUCGUCCGCCACCCCCGGAGGAAAAGGAUGAAGAGUUCCCGGAGCAGAAGGCCGGCGAAGUCGUCAGUGAGCCCAUGAUGGUGGCCGCCAAACAGCUGCACGACGAGGCUCGCAAGUGGUCUAGCAAGGAGGCAGUAGAGGUAGAGGAGGAAGAUGAGUUUACUGAUGGUGAGGAUGACUUUGAGCCAGAGCUGCUGCUGAUGUCCUCCAAUCAACCUGUCAAUCAACCCAUGCUGGCGGCCGCCCAGGCUCUUCACCAGGAGGCGCGCAAGUGGUCCAGCAAGGGCAACGACAUCAUCGCGGCCGCCAAGCGCAUGGCUCUGCUGAUGGCCGAGAUGUCCCGGCUGGUGCGUGGUGGGAGCGGCAACAAGCGAGCCCUGAUCCAGUGCGCCAAGGACAUCGCCAAAGCAUCUGACGAGGUGACGAGACUCGCCAAAGAAGUGGCGAAGCAGUGCACGGACAGACGUAUCAGGACGAAUCUGCUGCAGGUGUGUGAGCGGAUCCCCACCAUCAGCACUCAGUUGAAGAUUCUCUCCACAGUGAAAGCAACCAUGUUGGGUAGAACAAACAUUAGUGAAGAGGAGUCAGAACAGGCCACAGAGAUGCUGGUGCACAAUGCUCAGAACCUGAUGCAGUCCGUAAAGGAGACAGUUAGGGAAGCAGAGGCGGCCUCCAUCAAGAUCCGCACGGAUGCGGGCUUCACCCUGCGCUGGGUGCGCAAGACCCCGUGGUACCAGUGAACGCAGCAAUUACUUUGUGAACAGCGCUCACAAAAGGAAAAGUAGCGAUAUACAGUACAUAGACUUACUGUAGAUGAUUCUCCAUCAUCCACUGUAGAUGUGCUUCAUUUAAAGCUCUUCUGGUCCCUUUUUGGAGUGGACACAAGGAAGCGUUUUUAUUAAUAUAUAUUUUUGGUAUGUUGAUUGCAGGUAGUUAUAUAUUUUUUGCAUGAAGAUCUUUUAUAUUUUCUAAAAAGCGACUUGAGACAUUGUGAUAGGACUUUUAUGUUUAAACAGAGCUUCGCUUCUAAACCCCGUAAUGCCUGGAUUUACAUUGAACUCUUUCAGUCCCGGUGAUGAUGCUAGAUGUCCAACCCUGUGGCGUGUAAUCGUUUUCUUCUGUGAACCGAAACAAUUUUGUCACUUGUUGACAUGCUAUCCAAUUGAAGUGGGAUGUCAAUGGCAGCAAAAGUGUGAACAAAUAUACAUAAAGCAUUGGACAUACAGAAGUACAUAAAAAAUAGUAUUGCUAGAGAAGAUACUCGAUAUCGAAAAUUGACUUGAAAAAUUCAGCUAAAAAUGAGAAAAUCCUAAAAAUUAAAAUCAAACAUAGCAUUACAGUAAGCACUGAAAAUUUCAAUAAUUUAAUAAAUUCCUCAUUGUUUGUAUUUUUAAAAAUAUAUAUUUAAUGGUUUUCCUAGUUUUUAAGAUUUUUUUUUUUUUUUUUUUUUUUUUAAGAGGUACAGGAUUUUCCCAUUUUUGUGUUGUAUUUUUCACUUAAAUUUUCUAUAUUUAGUUUUUAUGAUUAUUUUGAUUUUCGUUUACUUGGGGUUAAGGUUGUAUUUCUUGAUUGUUUUUUUUAUGUAUAUUUGUUAAAUGUAAAUUCAGGUAAAAAGGGAUUUUAAUCAUAGGUGGAGCUAGACUUUUGUGGGGAGGCAAAACAGUGUCAGCAAUAAAAUUAACUUACAAUAUAUACAGUAUAUUUGUUCAUAUACAAUAAGGAGCAGAAGUAUUUGCAAGUUUCCCACUUAGAAAAUAGGUAGAUCAUAGAUGCAUUUCCACUUAUAGAGAGAAAAUCUAAAAACUAAAUCCAGAAAUCACAUUGUAUGAUUUAUGAAAAUACUUUAUUUGUAAUUCACUGGGGUUCAUAAGUAAUUGUACCCCUGAGAAUCAGCAAUAAUUAUGACACUCAAAGAGUUGUCAGUCUUACCUUAAAAAGUCCACCUUUACCCCAUGAGUAACCACCCACCCACCACCCGUUUGAGCGCAAUAUUGUCACCUGUGCACCCCGCAGUCAGUCAUAAUCCAUCUGCUACCAUGGGCAAGACCAGAGAGCUUUCGGAAGACACCAGAGAAAAAAUUGUUGAGCUCCACAAAGCUGGAAAAGGCUGUGGCACAAUUGGAAAGAAGCUUGGUGAGAAUAAAUCAAUAGUUGCAGCAAAUGUUAGAAAAUGGAAAAGGCUAAACAUGACUGAUAAUCUACCUCAGACUGGGGCACCAUGUAAAAUGCCUCCCUGCGGGGCAUCACUCAUGACUCACUCUUGAGCUGGUCAAUGACCUGAAGAGAGCUGGAUGCACAGUUUCAAAGGCUACUAUCAGUAGAACACUACGGUGCAUUGUUUUAAAAGCAUGCAUUGCUCCGAAGGUUCCCCUGUUGAAGCCAAGAAAUGUGAAGGCCCGUCUGAGUUUGCCAUUGACCAUCUAAAUGAUGCGGAGAGGUCAUGGGGGAAAGUCAUGUGGGCAGAUGAGACCAAAGUUGAACUUUUUGGUGCCUAUUUUACUCGUUGUGUGUGGAGGAAAAAGAAGGAUGAGUACAAUACCAAAAACACCAUCCCCACUGUGAAGUAUGGGGGUGGAAACCUCAUGCUUUGGGGCAGCUUUUCGGGAAAGGCAACAGGACGACUGUACUGUAUAAAGCAGAGGAUGAAUGGUGAAAUGUAUGGUCAGAUUUUGAGCCACAACAUCCUUCCCUCAGUCAGAGACUUGAAGAUAAGUCGUGGCUGGAUUCUCCAACAUGACAAUGAUCCGAAGCACACAGCCAAGCUGACAGAGGAAUGGGUAGGUAAAAAGCAUAUCAAGGCUCUCGAGUGGCCGGGCCAGUCUACAGACCUCAAGCCAAUAGAAAGUCUUUAGAUGGAGCUGAAACUUUGUGUUUCUCAACGACAGCCCCGAAUUCGACCUGACAUAUCUAGAGAAGAUUUGUGUGGAGGAAUGGGCAAAAAUCCCUGUUUCCAUAUAUGAAAACCCGGUAAGGAACUCCAGAAAGUGUCUGACCUCUGUAAUUCCAAACAAAGGCUACUGCACUAAAUAUUAGCACCGAUUCUCUCAGAGGUACAAAUACUUAUAAAGCCCAGUAAAUUACAAAUAAAUUACUGAAAAAUCAUAUAAUGUGAGUUCCGGAUUUUUUCAAAUAGAUUUUAUCUCUAUAAGUGGAAAUGCAUCUAUGAUUGAAAUUUCAGACCAUUACCUAUUUUCUAAGUGGGUGAACUUGUAAAAUCACAAAGGGUGCAAAUACUUCUGCUCUUCACUGUAAAUAUAUGUGGCGGAAAACACUCAGGUGACUUGAAGUUCCGCUCUGAAAUCCCCAGUUUGGCCAACUUUCGAAAUUGUCUGAUAUGCAUGUGUGAUACAUCAUUGGAAAGCUUAAAAUCUCCAUUUUCUGGGGGAAGAAACAUUUUGAACAGGAGGGCAUUUAAAAAAAAAUAAUAAUAAUAAACUGCAAAACCCUAACUGGAGGUGAGAGCACGCGAGAGCAUAACUAAAGACGUCACGAUUUUAACGAGAUAUUAUCGUGUACCUACCUCUUUUCAAUCCAAAAAUUCCAUGUUGCAUAUAUUACCGAGUGUCAAGACACAGCUGUGAAUAGCCACAGCUGGAUUUUUGGGGGAUUUUAUAGGUGAAACAUGGUAAUAUAACAAGGAUCGCGAUGCAGAAAUCGCAGACAUCAGGGAGUAAUCGAGAUUUUCAUUUUCAUAUAUUUACCCUUUUAAACGUUUUUUUGUCAAUUUUUCUUUGUUUGGAUCGAUUAAUUAUCAUCUGAAAUAUUGAAGAAAACACGACAGUAACGAAAAAAAUAGAAUUAAGCGAUAGUUAUGAGGUAGAUAUCCGUGACUUUUUUACAGACGCCAAUUGUUUCAUUGCGACGUAAUUUGUUUAAAAGUUUAAAAUAUGCGAGUGAAUUUUUUUUUUCUUUUUUAAACUAAAUAUUAGACAUCAAUUAAUGAUUCUAAGGGGAAAAUGACAGACAUUUCAAAUAAUAAAUACGAUUAUUUACCUUCUUUUUAUGGACAAAAGCGGUUGCGCGACAUCUGUAAACAGGGGUUUCCAGGGUAAAACAGACAAAUUAAAAAAAGUUUGGGGGCUUAUUGCGCCAUGAAUCUGCUAUGGCAGCAUAUAGACAUAUUGUUCUAUCAAACACAACAGUUCUUUUGGCUUAAAAAACAGCAGUUUAUUUAAAAGCGGUGUGCAAGAGCAGAAACUGCUUUUUCAGUCUUGUCUGAUUUUUACGCCAUAUACAUACAUAUAUUUAUAUUUAUAUAUAUUCUGUACACAUCUUGACACUUUUUCAUGUUCAGUCAUUGGUUUAAGCUCAGUUGUUGUUGAAGCUUAUGAAAGCUUAGGUUUUAAGAAAUUCUAAAUAUCCAUCUUGCCUCCUUAGCUGUACUUUUGGCUCAGCAAAGCAAAGGACCGUCUUAACGGUGCUAGUCACAUGAUCGUUCAAAAAAUAAUUUUGACCCAUUAGGAAAUACUUUGUAGGAUCCUUAUUCAUUUUAUUCAUUUUUGUUGUUUUAUCACGUUACAACUUUUAUAGACAACAUUUUAAUGGCUGGGUCUUUAAAGGGGAAUUUCAGAAUUUUUGACAUUAGGCUUAGUCUUUGAGUUAGCGGUGGUUUAGCUAGUCAGUGGAGUUGAUUUCAACAAAUUCCGUGCAGUUUGUCAGUUAUUUGUUAGUUUCAAGGCUCUCGAGGAGGUUGCUAAGCUAGCUCGAGUCCGUGGUGUCUGCUUAGCAUGCCAAUAAAAAACUAUAUUAACGGAUCUAACAUAGUCAAAUAAAUUCAAAAUGCAGAUCAUUGCUCGAAAUACCCAUGCGGCCAAAACAAUGGCACACCAUUCUGCCGUAAUUCAUUUCAUUAUGCAGGACUACUUUUUUUUUUUUUAGAUGCGUAAUGUGACUUUAAUAGAUAGGAGUGCUACGGCCAAUCGUGUUCAGUCUGCUGAAAACAUAGCCAUCAUGAUUGAUUGCAUGUGUCAUUAGUGAUUCUCAUGCAUGCAUGUUGCUUUUUUAAUAACAUGCUCAGGAUGGGACCAUUGACUCGUGCUAGCUUAGCCUCUCCGGAGCCCUGAAACUAACAACCUGCACGGAAUUUGUUGAAAACAACUCCACCGACUAAUUAUACCCCGCUAAUUUGAAGAUUAAGCUCAAUGUAAAAAAUUCUGAACUUCCACUUUAAAUUUAUUUAUAGAAAAGUCAACCUCAGGCCAUGAUUUUUCAGCCACUAGGGGGUCCCUCCCUCAAUCUCCGCCUAUGAUUUUAAUCAAGUUUUGUGUGUGUGCACUCACAUGUGAGCAAUAUUUACUGACUUUAAAAUGCUUAAGGGCAGAGCUCUCCUUCUGUUUACUUUGACAAUGAACGCUGCUCUUAACUGAAUGAAAAUUAGCGUGUCAAUUUUGAAGGAGUUUGCAUUUUGGUGACUCUUAUACUUGAACCACAAUGUCUUCUAGAUGCAAAAUGCUUGGUGAUGAAGUGGAUAAUUAAAUUAAUGAGUAGCAGUGUUGAUUUAUUGGGUUGACAUGAUGACACAGGUUGUUUUUUUUUGUUUUGUUUGAAAGAAUAAAGGAACUCAUUACUUGUAAGUUUGAGCACAAUAGUAGAUUUUAAUGGUAUUGUAUUUAUUAUUAGUCGUUUUAAUUGGUUUAAUUGGUUUACUCUCAACUAGUUUGCUGUUUGAAUUAGACCAACACAACUCAUCUGUGGGAGGUUUGAUACAGCAGUACUUCACUAUCAUGAAAGCAGAAGUUAAUAUUGAGAUAGUUAAAACGUUGUUGUUUUUUUUUUUUUUUUUUUUUUUUGCUUGAGCUCUAGUCAAACGCCCAGCCCUAUUUAAAUGUGAAGUUUGUGUGGCUUUUUUUUACAUUUAUUUGUAUUUUUUUUAAUUUGGCCAAACAAUGCAUUUUACCAUACAAAACUACAUUUUCAAACAAGGGCAUAGGUUGGUCUCCACAUUGGUUGGGACUUUUUGCUGGGGACGGUACAUUAAUAAGACCAAACAGAUUGAUUGGGUCAGGGCUAAAUUUCUCACAAAUAUGAACUUAAUUAAUUGAUAGGCUAAAUGAUCAAUGCAAAAAUAAAUCUGUACUGUUCUAUACUGUUCUAACUUUCAUGUUUAUUGGUUCAGGUGAUACACCGUUCGAUUCAAACCUUUGUUUUCAAAAACUACUAAAGAAACAUUCUCAAGUGCAUGUCCCUUUCUUUAAAAAACGGGGAGCUAUCCAAAAAUGGGUCCACUUCUGAGGGAAAAUUGAGCACCUUUUAGACUCAAACUAAAGUAUUGUAAUAUAAAAGAGAUCUAGGAAAAAUUACUGAAAAAAAAGCUGCUGCUGGCCGAAAAAAACUUCUAAUAUCCCUCCUCUUCGAAGGGGUGGCAUGUUGUAGACAUGAAUCUAGAGAGCGACCGAAAUAGGUUUUUCAGGACUGAUAUCGAUUAUUAGUAGUUAGAGGGGCCGAUAACCAAUUUUUGGAACCGAUAUUCAUUUGCAGUAAAAUUGUUUUAAAAAACUGGUGUAUAAUAAUUGAAUAACGCAAACACUGAACUUCAUUGAAAUGCCUAAAGCAUGUUUCUUGAAUCGCACAAAUAGAAAAUAAUAGUUCCAGAAGUGCCUGAAUUUUCUAGACCCAGAAACAGCUUAUAAACUUGAAGAAAAGGUUAAAUAUAUAGCUCUCUGAACUUUUUCCACAGAAAAGAAAGCCCUGAUAACCUUAUCUAACUAUCCUUGAACAAGAUACUAAACCACACGUUGCUCCUGGUGCUGCGUUACAAGUAGGUAGAUAGAGAUAUAGUGUCAAGCCUUAAAAAAGAUGGAAAGGCGCAAUACAAGUGUAACUCCAUUUGCCAUUACCAUUUAACCAAUCAGAGGACGGGGUGAAUACUAUUGCAGGAGACAGCAGACAGGAGAGGCUCAGCUGCAUCUGAGCUGAAAUAACCCAGUUUUAAAUUGAUGUUUUCAUAUUGGCUGGUCGGAUUUAAAAAAAAAAAAAGGUCAAUGCUGAUCAGAGGUUGCGCUACACAUUUUCGUUGUGUCAUUUUGACUGACAGGGUCAUAAAAAUCCGGUCAUAGUCUAUUUUUACCCGUCAUUUAAAUUUUUAAAAUGAUAAUGAUGACAUAUUCAAUAGUAUUUAGUUUUCAUUCAUUUUAAUUAAUAUUGUAACGCUUGCUUGGCGGCGAAAAAUUAGACACGGAAGUUGUGGUAUUUUUCUCCCUUUUUACUCUGCUUACCGCCAACAACUCCGCCCCCAAAGAAAAGGAGGCAACGAUAUAGACCCCAAUCACCAACGUCACACAAUGAUCUUAAUUGUGGUUGUCAGCCCAAAAUCUUCUAAAUAUAUAUUAAAUGCAUCUUACCAGAUAUAAAAAGACUACUACAUAGUCUGUGGUGAUCGUUUGGUGCCCAGAUUUCUUGUCGAAUUACAGCAGUCCAUCUCGCUCUCAUCUUCGGGUCUCUCAGAAUACGGUAGAACUUCAAGUCUCUCCGUCUAUCUUCUCUGUUACAGCAACCAACUGCCACACACACCUUCACCAUUUUGAUUAUUAAUAUUAAUGAGCAGAAAAACACGCCGUAAUAGGAGGCAUGUACGUAGCGGUAAUGUGUAAACAUGACGAGCUGACACACAAUAUGGCGGCUCCGGUCAGGGGGGCGGAGUUGUGACGUCAUGUGAUUGGGGUCUAUACACAGGCGGCAAUCUUGUCCAUCAAUUGGAUGAUGCGCUGGCAAACCGGGUGCACCAAUAAGAACCUCGCGUUGAUGUGUCAAUCACGGUGCCGCCGCAAGAACCCGGUGACGCUACAAUAUUCUGACAGAAUAGCCAACGACGUCAUGCAUUAAGAGAGACAAUAGCUAAUUAAUAUCCUAACUCGCCACCCUGUGGUCUGGGGUGUGAAUUGCAACCUGUCAAAAUGACGGACAGACUUCAUUUUUUUCCGUCACCGUUUUAAAAAACUGGUCAACGACGGAAAAUUUCCGGUUAACGCGACCCCUGAUGCUGAUAUAUGUCAAAUUUCCAAAUAAUUGUGCCAAUAAUUGGCCCGGCCGAUAAUCGGUCUAUCUCUACAUUAAUCUGUCUGAGCUGUGUGAGUGUGCAUGUGUGGUGGUGGGGCAAGCCAUUCAAACGUGCGUCCAGCACAUUCAGCAAGUGAAAAAGGGCAUAUGCAAGUCUGAACAUAAUGAAAAUAAUAAUGGUAGGGUCACUUCUAUCCUUACAACAUAAGGGAAGACAAUCUAAAUAAUCUAUAUACUGUAACUGAACUCAUUAUAUAAUGCAAAUAAGAUUGCUUAAAAAUUGGUGGGGACAAUUUGACCAUCAUGAAAAGUUGCUAGUGUUAUGUCCCUAUGCAAACCUAUGCCCUUGUUUUCAAAUAUAUUCAAGGAGCACCAUCGCAUGUUUAACGCUUUCAGUCAAUCAUGAGGCUCUUUAUAUCCUUCUGCUUUCAAUUUCAAUGAGUUUGUCACCAGUAGACGUCCAAUGCAUUUGAACUGGCAACACAGCCCCUCAAUUCAAAUGGAAUGAAGGUCUAGGGCCGUCAAUGGCUGUUUCAUGUCACAUUUAUUUCCCUGGUAUUAUCCCAAAACAGUUGAACUGUUUUGUGGAAAUCAUUUGACAGUUUGAUCACCAUUUACCGAAUAUUAUUUAGCAUAAAUUUUCAGCUACCGCUUUAUAGUUUAUACAAUAUUUUGUAUGAUUGCUGGGCAAAUGUAACUGUGAAAUGGAGAACCCGUGUGAGCGUGAAUAUAAAUGAGCGCAUCAUUGAAGGGACAAAGUGUAGUGCGCAUGUAGCAGUUGCUUGCCUAGAGUUACAGGGUGUGUGUACAUUAUAGUACAAUGCAUACUCGUGUGAUGUCUCUCCCUUGCACCCUGAAUGUAUCCUGAGAGCUCAUGGCCAUGCAAAUACAUGCGCUGUUUGUGCCUUGAAAGAAUAAAAAGACUGCUAACGAUU
Messenger RNA from Corythoichthys intestinalis (scribbled pipefish), 11932 nucleotides. RefSeq names its product vinculin-like. Bases 260 to 3742 code for a protein of 1160 amino acids. Lineage: Eukaryota; Metazoa; Chordata; Actinopteri; Syngnathiformes; Syngnathidae. Gene Ontology annotation, cellular component: plasma membrane; adherens junction; cytoplasm. Gene Ontology annotation, biological process: cell adhesion. Gene Ontology annotation, molecular function: structural molecule activity; beta-catenin binding; actin filament binding. The record is from RefSeq and is a predicted model, not a curated record. The transcript is spliced from 24 exons.